This is a messenger RNA of Penicillium taxi, 1830 nucleotides long. RefSeq lists its product as uncharacterized. Lineage: Eukaryota; Fungi; Ascomycota; Eurotiomycetes; Eurotiales; Aspergillaceae. Gene Ontology annotation, biological process: GPI anchor biosynthetic process. The record is from RefSeq and is a predicted model, not a curated record. Gene Ontology annotation, cellular component: endoplasmic reticulum. The transcript has a single exon. Bases 1 to 1830 code for a protein of 609 amino acids.
AUGUCCCUUCGCCAACUACUAGCCCGCAUUCUCGCGGUCCUCCUCCCACUCAGCAUCACAACCACCGUUUACCUAUAUCUAUACCCGGUCUUCAAUAGCUGUGCAUUCCCUUUACCACAAACUGCAAUCAAAGCCUCAGAAGAAAACUCCUUCCUGGCGAAAAUCCAACAUAAUGCCGUGGCCAAUACUCUCCUCCAACACAUCCGCGACUCGGACUCCACAGUACACAAACAACCCGCCAUAUUCAGGCUUCUAGUGCUCGCAGACCCGCAAUUGGAGGGUGACACAUCUCUACCGAGCCCCGAUUACGAACUACUACCGCGCAUGCGCUCGCAUUGGCGCGCUGUCCAGGAAGCAGCGGGUAAUUUGACGACCCCUGCACUCCUGAACGAAGACGUCCUCUCUAACGUGACGAGUGGCCUACAAAUAUUCAUCAAGGAGGACGUCCCCCGCUCGCUGCGUGCAGUUCAGAAACGUGUCGACUUACUCGGCAACGACUACUACCUCGCGCACAUCUACCGGACGCUGUUCUGGUGGACGCGGCCGACGCACACGACUGUUCUGGGCGAUCUCCUAGGAAGCCAGUGGAUCGACAAUGACGAAUUUGCGUGGCGUGGGGAGAGAUAUUGGACUCGAGUCCUCCGGGGUGGGCUACGUGUGGACGAUGACAUUACGCGAACGGGUGCCGUAGAUAGUACGGUCGAUACCAAGGAGCGUCUCGAGCCGCUGGGACCAGAUACCGACCCGUCUUGGGCAAGGCGUAUUAUAAACGUCGCUGGAAAUCAUGACAUCGGAUAUGCGGGCGACGUGAGCGAAGCGCGGAUGGAACGCUUCGAGCGUGAAUUCGGGCGCGCCAAUUGGGAUAUUCGUUUCCAGCAUCCCCCUGUCGUGAUGGGCGUCAAUACGUCUGAAGGGGAGGCGGAGUCGGGUAGCAGGACAGUGACACCCACUCUGCACCUGAUCAACUUGAACACGCUCAAUUUUGACACUCCUGCUUUAUCGCCCGAGCUCCAAUCUCACAGCUACGCCUAUCUCAAUGACUUGAUCAGCCACCGGCUCUACCCUGUAGAGGACCGCUCUACUUUCACACUUCUGCUAACGCAUUUGCCCUUACAUAAAAAGGAUGGCAUUUGUACUGAUGGUCCUUAUUUCACCUUCCACGAUGAAGACGAUGACGAUGAUGUGCCACGCUGGUUAUCUGGUGGUCUUCGAGAGCAGAACCACCUCAGUGAUCAUGUCAGUGCCUCUGGGAUUCUGCAGGGGAUAUAUGGAAUGAGCGGGAACGAGAAUGCUAUUGCUGGCGGGCAUGGGCGGAAAGGGCUUAUUCUUACCGGUCACGACCACACCGGAUGUGAUGUCGUUCAUUAUAUUGAAAAGGCUGCGACUCAAGAAGAUGCAGCCGAGGAACAAGAUCAAGCUCCUUCGCAAAGGUGGCAGUGGGCAGCGAGGCGCUACGAUGAAGCAAAUGGCCGAGAAGACAACCAAGCCACACCAUCUAUUCGGGAAGUGACCCUCCGCUCAAUGAUGGGCGAUUUCGGCGGUAAUGCUGGUCUUCUAUCGAUCUGGUUCAAUGCUGAGUCUGGCGAAUGGGAUUAUAAGAUGAUGAUGUGUCCGGUUGGUGUGCAGCAUAUUUGGUGGGCUGUGCAUGUGGUUGCUCUUGUGACUCUUAUCAUUGGCUUGGUUUGGGUGGUGGCUGGCUUGGUCAAAGUCGGUGAGUCUCAGCAGAAGAGGAUUGUGCACUUGGAUUCGAAGACAUUCAGGUCCAAGGCAGGAGAGACAGACAAGAAGCCUCCAGUUGGACGAGAAGCAUCAAAGACACGGAGGGAUUGA